GAUCACACACACUGCGGUGAUGGUAGCAACCGCCCUGCCGACACUUAUGUGCACACUGCGAAUGGCUCCAAUGAGCCUUCGAGCCGCUGUUCGUCCUACACACGAGAGGCGGCAGACGUUUCGUCACUCUUCAUGCUUUCAAACUGAUACCUGCGCAGGCGCAUUUGUUGAUUGCUUACAGUCGGAUUCUCCAUGUUCAAGGCGCGGGCAAGCCUUCACUCUCUUCUUUUCCUUGUUUCUUUGUCUCUAGUCUCUUCUUUCCCUGUGAGACGUCCGAGGGACUGGAUUGCAAGAGAUGCAGAGGAUGGUCGAACAAGAAGUAUCACUCUUCCCUUGCAGGCGAGGAAAGUGGCCAAACGUGCAUAUGUCGAGGAUCUGCUUGCCGGAGCAAUAGGACUGGGAGACUAUCAAGACAUGGUUUACACUGUCUCUGUCCAAAUUGGAAACACGACAACCACGUUGAACCUCGACACAGGAUCGAGCGAUCUGUGGGUUAUGUCCACCGGCUGUGAUACGACCGUUUGUCAGGAAACAACCUCUAUUGCCUAUUCAACUUCUGGGAUGACCUCUACUGGGGCAAGCGUGAACUUGACGUAUGGUGACUCGACCACAGGAACCUAUGCUUCAGGUCCCAUCGGUCUGGACACUGUCACACUAGCUGGACUUUCGAUGAACGACCAGCCGUUCGCUGCCGUGGAUAAUACAGAUAAUUCUGCUGUCUUGAAUGGUGGUGCUGGGAUCAUAGGCUUAGGGUUCCCGAGCGAGAGCUUCAUCGAGACGCAGCUGACAAACGAAAAGUUCAACAAUCCAACAACGACGGAUGACUUUGUUUCCCAUAUCAGCGCAUACGGGCCUAUAGUCUCCAGACUCGUUGCUGCCGGUGAAAUCGACCAGCCACUGUUCGCCGUUACUUUGCAACGAGACACGGUAGAUGUUAGUGGGAAAGGCCAGCUUACCAUCGGCGAGCUGCCCGAUGGAGUAGAAAACGCCUCCAUUACUUGGGUGCCUGUACGGCUGUACUCAUCCGCUGAUGGUGGACUCAGUGCCCCGACUUUCGCAUCAGACGAGGUCUAUCCCUUACGAUGGGAGGUUCCUAUCGACAAUGUCUAUCUGGACGGAAAAGUGCUGGCAAACUCGACAAUUGCACCUGACGGUGUCACGACAUCGUUCAUCGAUGCACUGAUUGACACUGGCAACUCGCUGAUCCGCGGCCCCCAAGACGUCGUCAACAACAUUCUGAGCACAGUGUCCCCAGCCUACGCAGCAGACUCGAGCGCCAAAGCCACCCUGCCAUGCACAGACGCACACACUCUGGCUUUCGAGAUCGGUGGCAAGAUGUUCUCCGUCGACCCACGCGACUUCGUCUCGCAGAAUCAGACCGGCAAUGCGACCGAAUGCGUCGCGAGCAGCGUAACGUCUACCGACCCUCCAAGCCUUGGGUCGCUUUUCAGCUGGAGCCUAGGCGAUCCGUUCCUGAAAUCAAAUCUGGCGGUGUUCUACUAUGGUAACCUGACAAAUCCCUCGGUGGACCCUCCCCGAAUUGGAUUCAUGUCAAUGGUGCCGAGUAAUGCAUCAGAGUUGCUCGAUGAAGCUGUGAGCAAGGCGGAGAAAGACGGUGGGGAUUUCUCGACGACAUUGGAUGUUGCACCCACGGCAAGUACGGUGGUCGACAUUCCUGUAACAAUAACGUCGACUUCCUCCGGUCAAUCAUAUAGUAUGACUGCAGCGGACGUUUCAAGUAAGAACAGCUCGUCAGCUGCUUCUUCCACCUCAAGAUCGAUAGGAUCUCUGUUGUUCUGUGUCGUUUUGGUGGUAUCUACCUUGUUAUCUGGUACACUCUGAAUCUAGCGCUUUGUAACGUCUGCGCUGCUGUGACAUCUUUAUCACAGCGUCCCUUUCUAAGAUGCGCGCAGCCUCUGCCCUAUAAAGUCCUGAAAAUAGCGCAAUCUAGGAAAGAAGUCCGAGAGGACUCCAGUCAGGAUGAGUACUUUGCUGUCUUCGAUAUUGGUGAUGCUGGAAGUGCCCACAGAUAAAAGAAUGAGAUUGGGACAGCUGAAAUCCCUCUCCCAGACGCUCCUUUUCGAAGAUCCCUUCGAGUUCCGCUACGUUGGUGUUGAUCUUGAGUCCCAAAAGCUGCAGGUGGGGACAAUGUUUGAGAGGGUCAUAGACGAGGCCAUGCAAUAGUUAGGUCCUAUUAGAAUGCUUUAUCGAUCUGUACAAGGCAGCGGAUCUCGAUCUUGUGACCUUCUAUGUU
Molecule: messenger RNA, 2254 nt
Organism: Laetiporus sulphureus 93-53
Lineage: Eukaryota; Fungi; Basidiomycota; Agaricomycetes; Polyporales; Laetiporaceae
Product: acid protease
Exons: 10
Coding region: 193-1842 (549 amino acids)
Biological process (GO): proteolysis
Molecular function (GO): aspartic-type endopeptidase activity
Source: RefSeq, a predicted model, not a curated record